AAAUGUAUCCCUGUGGUUACGUUGCUGAAGUCACGAACUUGUCUCCUCAAGCCACUGAGAAAGAUGUUCAUAGUUUCUUCUCUCACUGUGGAAUCGUCGAGCUCGUCGAGAUCACUGGGUACGAAAGUGAUGCGUUAACGGCAUAUGUAACCUUCAGAGAUGCGUAUGCUCUGGAUAUGGCCUUGUUGCUUAGCGGAUCUACGAUCGUUGAUCAAACCGUUUGGAUAUCCAUGUACGGCGUCUAUUUACACGAAUCCAACAAUCUCACACAAGAAGAAGAUUCUUAUAGUGUAACGGUGACUCAUACAGACGCAUUUGCUCCAUCGCCUAGAGAAGCAGUAACCAUUGCUCAGCAAGUCGUGAGUACAAUGAUCGCGAAAGGCUACGUUCUAAGCAAAGACGCGAUCGGUAAAGCCAAAGCUUUGGAUGAGUCUCAGAGGUUCUCGAGCUUGGUGGCGACCAAAUUGGCAGAGAUGAGCCAUUACAUUGGCCUCACGCAGAACAUUCAGUCGAGUAUGGAAGUCGUGAGAUCAGCGGACGACAAGUAUCAUUUCUCGGAUUUCACAAAGUCAGCCGUACUGUUCACCGGAACCGCUGCUGUGGCCGCAGCAACCAUUACAGGGAAAGUCGCCGCGGCUGCAGCCACUAGUGUGGUGAACAGUCGAUACUUUGCUAAUGGGGCUUUAUGGUUCUCAGAUACUCUGGGCCGGGCUGCAAAAGCAGCAGCCCAUAUGGGUGAGUAUAUACAUAGAGAC
Molecule: messenger RNA, 755 nt
Organism: Thlaspi arvense
Lineage: Eukaryota; Viridiplantae; Streptophyta; Magnoliopsida; Brassicales; Brassicaceae
Source: the annotation of a GenBank genome assembly